Coccomyxa subellipsoidea C-169 is the source of this 1044-nucleotide messenger RNA. RefSeq names its product periplasmic binding protein-like II. Gene Ontology annotation, biological process: sulfate transmembrane transport. Lineage: Eukaryota; Viridiplantae; Chlorophyta; Trebouxiophyceae; Coccomyxaceae. Gene Ontology annotation, molecular function: molecular carrier activity. The annotation marks the transcript as partial. The record is from RefSeq and is a predicted model, not a curated record. The transcript has 7 exons.
GUGAAUCUGACCCUGGUGUCCUUCGCGGUCACUCGCAGAGCAUACGAGCGCAUCACGCAGCGCUUUGCCAAGGAGUACGAGGCCGCGACCGGGCAGCCCGUUCGCUUCCGCCUCUCCUUUGGCGGCAGCGGCACUCAGGCCCGGGCGGUGUGCGAUGGGCUGCCAGGGGACAUAGUGGCGCUGGCGCUGCCGUUGGACGUGGACAAGAUCCGCGAGGCCGGCCUCAUCAACCCCGGCUGGCAGCAGCGCCUGCCCAACAACGCCAUCGUGGCCGAGUCUGUUGUCGCCAUUGUCACCCGCCCCGGCAACCCCAAAAACAUCACCGGCUGGGACGACCUCACCAGGCCGGAUGUGGAUGUGAUAACGGCGAAUCCAAAGACGGCUGGCGUGGCGCGGUGGAAUUUCUUUGCGCUGUGGGGCCAUCGCCUGGACAAGGGCGAGGACGCCGCGCUGGACUACACCACCAAGGCAAGGCCAAGGCCCUCUGCCCCCACCAACCGCCCUUCAACUUUUCUUGUGUUUGAACGGGUGCUGGUGCAGCCGAGGGACGCGCGAGAGGCGAGCGAUGUGUUCUACAAGCAGAACACGGGCGACGUGCUGCUCAACUACGAGAACGAGGUCAUCUUCACAAAUCUCCAGUACGGCGAGGCCGAUGCCAUGCCUUAUGUUGUCCCAAACAACAACGUCCGGGUGCAGACGCCGGUGGCACUGGUGGACAAGAAUGUGGACAGGCGGUCGACCAAGAUGAGGGGCCCGACGCGCGCAGCCGCAGAGGCCUUCCUAGAGUACCUGUUCACGCCGGAGGCGCAGGCCGAAUUUGUUGCCUGCGGCUUCAGGUCUAUUGUGGGCCGUGCUGGCAGGCCCAUCGACAAGAAGCUGCAGAAGAAGUCCAAGCUGCCACGGGUGAAGAGGGCGUGGACUGUGGAAAACAGGCUGGGAGGCUGGGACAAAUCUCAGAAGCAGUUCUUCGGGGGAGGGGGGGUCAUGGACAAGAUCCAGAGGCAUGUGGGAGAGGUGAGGCUUAGAGAGCGGCAGGAGCAACAG